Molecule: messenger RNA, 537 nt
Organism: Micromonas pusilla CCMP1545
Lineage: Eukaryota; Viridiplantae; Chlorophyta; Mamiellophyceae; Mamiellales; Mamiellaceae
Exons: 1
Coding region: 1-537 (178 amino acids)
Source: RefSeq, a predicted model, not a curated record
AUGGCGACGACGGCGACGAUGGCGACGCGCGUCGCCUCCGCGCGGUGCCACCGCGCGUUCGCGCGCCGCGUCCUCGCGUCGCACGUCCCGCGACGCGUCCGCGUGUUUCGAGCGCGUCGCGACGACGACGACGACGACGACGCCGACGACGCGUCCGACGAGAAGACGCGAACGUCCGUCGACACCGAGCUCUCGAACCGAUGGAUCGACUUAGACCCGGCGGGGUACUUCCUCGUGAAGGUGGACCACGCGACGCGAACGAUCGAGGCGGCGCACUUCGAGAACGCGAUCGACGACGCCGGCAGGGCGUGCGACCCGGUCACGGGCGAGGUCAUCCCGUGCGACGGGUCCUACCGGAAGCCGGCGGCGUCGGCGACGUUCGCGGGGCGCACCGCGAAGGAGAUCAGCGUGAAGAUAUUAGAGACGGAGGAGGGCGAAGGGCUGUGCACGAUGCUCGUGCACGCGAACUACCUGGGGAGGGAGUUCCAGCGCGCGGAGGCGUGCCUGAGGGAAGGGACGGAGUACGUGCAAGACUGA